Molecule: messenger RNA, 2284 nt
Organism: Sipha flava (yellow sugarcane aphid)
Lineage: Eukaryota; Metazoa; Arthropoda; Insecta; Hemiptera; Aphididae
Gene: GlyRS
Product: glycine--tRNA ligase
Exons: 13
Coding region: 1-2226 (741 amino acids)
Biological process (GO): mitochondrial glycyl-tRNA aminoacylation
Cellular component (GO): cytoplasm; mitochondrion
Molecular function (GO): ATP binding; glycine-tRNA ligase activity
Source: RefSeq, a predicted model, not a curated record
AUGUCACGUUUGCAGUGUCUAGAUUUAAAAUUUGUCUUCAGACUGCUUAAUGUAGCUGGAGUAAUUGGAAAAUACCGUUUGUCUAUUGGUUGCCGGUAUUACUCGAAAGUUAGUGAUUGGGGAACUAAAAAGAGCGGUUCACUUGUAAAGCUUGUUUAUUAUCCAGAAGGUAUGGCCGAUCCACAAGUCGAAGUAAUUUUAGCUCCGCUGAGAGCAGAUGUGAAGAAACAAGGUGACUUGGUGAGGUCAUUAAAAGAAAAUAAUGCUUCCGAUAUGGAAGUGAAAAGGGCUGUUGGAGAGUUAAAAGCCUUAAAAAAACUAUUAGAUGACAAGGAGCUUUCAUUGCAACCACCAUCUGAGAUAUUCAAUAGGUCUAAAUUUGCAGAUCUUAUGAUCCGUCGAUUCUUUUAUGAUCAAUCGUUCUCUAUUUAUGGAGGUGUUGCUGGAUUGUAUGAUUUUGGACCAAUGGGUUGUGCAUUAAAAUCAAAUAUUUUGGAACAAUGGAAACGGUUUUUUGUUCUUGAAGAACAGAUGCUUGAAAUUGAUUGUUCAAUGUUAACACCUGAACGAGUUUUAGAGACUUCAGGUCAUGUAGAGAAGUUUGCUGAUACUAUGGUGAAAGAUAAGAAAACAGGAGAGUGCUUCAGGCUUGACCAUUUAAUCAAGAAUCGGCUAGAAACUUUAAUCAAGGAUAAAAAACAAACAUCUGAAAUUAAAGAAGAGUGUAAAGACAUAAUAAUUAAAUUAGAUGGUAUGACUACAGAGCAAAUGUCUGACAUUGUCAAGAAGUUUAACAUGAAAUCGCCUACUACUGGCAAUGAUCUUUCUGAACCGGUUGAUUUUAAUCUUAUGUUUGCCACUCAAAUUGGGCCUACUGGAGACCAAAAAGGAUUUUUGAGGCCAGAAACUGCUCAAGGUAUUUUUGUCAAUUUUAAACGUUUACUUGAGUUCAAUCAAGGAAGAUUGCCAUUUGCUGCUGCUCAAAUCGGAAAUGCUUUUCGGAAUGAAAUAUCUCCUCGUUCUGGUUUAUUAAGAGUUCGGGAAUUUACUAUGGCUGAAAUUGAACAUUUCUGUGACCCAAGUGAUAAAUCACAUUCUAAAUUUAGUGAUGUAGAAAAUACUGUAAUGAAAUUAUAUAGUGCUUGUAAUCAGAUGGAUGGUCAACCUCCAAUUGACAUUACAAUUGGUCAAGCUGUAUCUAAAGGCUUGGUUGCUAAUCAAACAUUAGGAUAUUUCAUGGCUCGUAUUUUUAUGUUUAUGAUAAGAAUUGGAAUAACCAAAGAAAAAUUAAGAUUCCGACAACAUAUGUCAAAUGAAAUGGCUCAUUAUGCUGUUGAUUGCUGGGAUGCUGAGUGUCUUACCUCUUAUGGUUGGGUUGAAUGUAUUGGUUGUGCAGAUAGAUCAGCUUAUGAUCUUACUAAACACGGUGAAGAAACUAAACAAAGAUUGGUGGCUGAAAGGAAAUUACCUGCUCCAAAAACUAUUCAAGUUACUGAAUUGGAAAUGGAUAAAGGUCUAAUUGGUAAGACAUUACGCAAAGAUUCUAAAGAAUGCGUUGAAAAAUUAUCAAAACUAUCUAUAGACGAAGUUAAAAAACUUCAUGAAUUCAUUGACAAUGAAAAACCAGAUCCGAAAACUGGCUUAACUUUAUGUAAAAUUGGUAACAAAGAGUUCCAAAUCAAUAAACAAAUGAUUCCUCUAAAUUCUUAUUCAAAAACCGUGCACGUUGAAGAGAUUGUUCCUAACGUUAUAGAACCAUCAUUUGGUAUUGGCCGAAUUAUUUACACAUUAUUAGAACAUACAUUUAAAAUACGUGAAAAAGAUGAACAAAGAACAUACUUAUCUUUGCCUCCACUAGUGGCACCUUUAAAAUGUUGUGUUCUUCCAUUACUUGAUAAUGAUAAAUUCACACCACUUGUUACAAUAUUAUCUAAGACCUUAUGCCUAAAAGGCAUCUCCAACAAAAUUGAUGAUUCUAGUGGUUCAGUAGGACGUCGUUAUGCAAGAACUGAUGAGAUUGCUGUACCAUAUUGCAUUACAGUAGAUUUUGAAUCAUUGAAUGAACCUCAAUCAGUAACAAUACGAGAAAGGGAUUCAAUGGAACAAAUCCGAGUACCUGUGGCCGAAGUUGUGGAUUUGAUGUACAAUCUAUCACAAGGCAAUAUUGAUUGGAAUGUAGCAAAAACUAAAUAUCCUAAAUUUGAGUCUCAGCAAUCAAAUGAAUAAUUUCAUAUUUAUAUUAAAAUACUAAUCGAAUAAAACUUCAUUUUUAAUUAAAACAAAA